Molecule: messenger RNA, 866 nt
Organism: Amphimedon queenslandica
Lineage: Eukaryota; Metazoa; Porifera; Demospongiae; Haplosclerida; Niphatidae
Product: targeting protein for Xklp2 homolog
Exons: 3
Source: RefSeq, a predicted model, not a curated record
UUUCUCUCCCUCUGUCUAUCAGAUCAAAGCCCAUGACAAAGGAUCAGUAUGAUCAACAGAAGAUUGAGCAGAUUAGAAAAGAAGCCGAGAGACAAAAAGAUCUAUCAAAGAAAUCCUUUAAAAUGUUCAAGAAGCGUUGUGCUGCUGGUAGCCACACCUCCUCAACCCUGGCUCCAUUGAAACCCAAAGCCCCCACUCAACCGGUUGAGUUUCAUUUCAAAACGGACGAGAGGUUUAAGAACACGCCUACCAGUCACGCCUCCUCAUCUAACGAGUCUCCAUUUCCUAAUAAUCUUCGUGUUAACGAUAAACCAGAAUACAUCCCCAACGAUCCUUCAGAGAGGAAGCCCUCAACCCCUAGAGCCCCCACUAAACCGAAGCCCUUUAAGUUCCAAACUGAGACUCGUAUUCGCUCCAGAGGUAUCACUCCGCCCACUGAUAAAUUUGUAUCGAGAGCCGAAUUCACAGAGAAAUACGAGAAAGGGACCCCACCUAGGUUUAGGAUGAAGCGACCUCGAAGAUCCCUAAGCAGUGAGAGAGACUAUUACAGUACUAGGGUCACAGUGGCAGUGACUCCUAAACUGACUGCUAGACACAGGAGCAGGUCACCUCAUGUGAUGAGCACUGCUGAGAAAGAGGAGAGAAUGAUGGAGGAGUUUAAGAAGAAUCAGUUCAAGGCUCGUCCCGUUCCCCCUAAUCUCUUCAAAGGUACUGAUCAGUGUACUGCAGGGGUACCUCAGGUAUCCACACUGAACAAGAUACCACUGACUACUCCAGUAUCACCUAAUAUCACCAAACCUGCUGCUAGUAAGAGAGACUUUUGUGAUGAGGAGAAGGAGCAACAACCACAAGAGAAGAAAUUUAAA